UUCAAACUUGUUUUCAUUGGGAAGGCAGAUAAAGCGUUUAUCAAAAGCAAUCACCUUUGCAUGGAAAACACAGAAUCCUACUCAUUAAUACACGUGCGUAAAUUAGGCUACAUCACUUUUGUUUUGAGCCGACAUAGCCUUUGAAUACCAGGUUCACGCCUGGGAGGCAGUGCGGUUCCAAAUUUAAUGCAGUCAACUUUCGUCUACACGGGCGCCGAGUUUCAUCGAAACCCCUCUUCCUCUUGGAAUGUGCUGGUUCUGAGACAGAGGCGGAGUUGAGGACAAAGGUUUUAUGGGAAAACGGAGGACAAAAACAACUUUUCAACGGGAAUAUAAACUAUUAAAGCACUAGGUCUACAUUAAGCUAACUUCUAACCAGGAAAACCACAGUCUCUUUGUGGUGGGCCACCCCACCCCCCUGCAGCACCAUGUCCAAGUACCUGAGGCAUUUCACCACGGUGGGUGAUGACCACACAGCCCAUUGGCACAACGAGGGGCUGCAUGAGGCUAGAGAGGAGCCGGGACCAGCCACAGGACAGCUGCCCCACGGGGAACUCACCUUCAGAGGCUCUCUGAAGAGACUCUACAGCUCAGACAGAUUCCAGAUAGCUGUGGUAUGCCUGGUCAUCCUGGAUGCAUUCUUUGUGCUGGGCGAGCUACUGAUCGACCUGUCAAUCAUCAAGUUGGAGCAUGGGCACGUUGCCCCUCGGGUCUUCCACUACCUGAGUUUGGCUCUUCUCACCUUCUUCAUGGUGGAGCUAGCUGGAAAGCUCUUUGCCUACCGGCUGGAGUUCUUCCAUCACAAGUUUGAGGUGUUUGACGGGUUGGUGGUGAUUGUGUCCUUCAUCCUGGACAUUGUGUAUAUCACCAGUAAAGAUGCCUUUGACGGCAUGGGCCUCUUGAUCCUCCUCAGGCUCUGGAGGGUGGCCAGGAUAGUCAACGGAAUCCUGAUGUCUGUGAAGUCACGGGCCGAUCGCGAAGUUCAAAAGCUGAAGGAGAGCAAUGAUCACCUGGUCCAGCAAGUUAACGACCUACAAGACCACAAUGGCAAGAUGGAACAAGAGAACAGUAAACUACGAGCUAUCCUCCGACAGCAUGCCAUUGAGUUCUGAUGCAGGAAGAGGAACAUGAUGCCGUUUUCAUUAUCCACUUAUAGUGUCAUUGGAAUUGUUCAAUAAACAAAGCUAUAUUCUAAAUAGUGUUCACCAUCCAUACACCAUUUCAGUAAGUAAUUCCACAAUGACAGGAGCUUACACUGAGUUACGAGCCUGCUCCUAGAGCCGUUUGUACUCUUGCCAACUCAAUUGUUGUCAUUGUCAAGCCAAACCUUUGGCAUGACAAUGAGUGAAAAUAAGUUGGUAUGAAAACAUACUGGCACUCAGGCUAGAUACAGUUGAAGUCGAAAGUUUACAUACACCUUAGCCAAAUACAUUUAAACUCAGUUUUUCACAAUUCCUGACAUUUAA
This is a messenger RNA of Salvelinus namaycush (lake trout), 1466 nucleotides long. RefSeq names its product voltage-gated hydrogen channel 1-like. The transcript is spliced from 6 exons. NCBI's taxonomy places the organism in Eukaryota, Metazoa, Chordata, Actinopteri, Salmoniformes, Salmonidae. The record is from RefSeq and is a predicted model, not a curated record. Gene Ontology annotation, cellular component: plasma membrane. Gene Ontology annotation, molecular function: voltage-gated proton channel activity. Gene Ontology annotation, biological process: proton transmembrane transport. The coding region runs from base 429 to 1112 and encodes 227 amino acids.